GUUUUUCAGUUCAUCUUCUCCAUCCCUAUCUUCAUCAUUGGAAUAGUGCUUAAUGCCCUCGCCUUGUGGGCAUUCUGCUGGAAAUUGAGGAAAUGGACUGAAACUAUCGUUUACAUGGCAAAUUUAGCUGUUUCGGACUUGGUACUGCUUUUUUCUUUGCCUUUCAAAAUAGUCAGCUACAGGCACAGAUGGUUCAACGAGUCUCUAUGUUCGUUUGUCGAGUCCUUGUACUUUGUGAAUAUGUACGUGAGCAUAUUUAUCAUUACUUGUAUAAGUAUAGAUCGAUACAUUGCAAUAAGACACCCUUUCAGUGCAAAUGUAUUGAGAUCGCCAAUGAAAGCAGGAAUGUUAUCAGCUGCAGUCUGGAUUAUCGUUUGUUUGUGGAGCAUCCCUGUCUAUGUUAAAUAUCAUGCUCAGCCAAGCAAUGAAACAAGCUCAAAUUGCUUCCGACAAGUGUCGUUUGACACAGAUAUUUCUAUCACGAUAUCUCUGGAAAUAGUGGGGUUCAUUAUCCCACUGAUCACUAUGACUUUUUGCUCAGUUCAAAUCAUCCAAACUCUUAAACAGAGCAACUUAAAUGCCAGAGAAUUUGACACAACAAGAACAAUACGAAUCAUCACCGCAAACGUCACUACCUUUAUCAUUUGCUUUACACCCGUACACAUUGGAUAUUUUCUUCAGUGGAUUCCAGCCAUUAGGGAAGACUGCAAUAAUUGCAACAACUUACGAUUGUUCAUGGACAUAGCGCCAUGUAUAGCCAAUAUAAAUUGCUGCCUCGACGCAUUUGGAUAUUAUUUUGUUUCUGCUGAAGUUCGUCAACUUUGUAAGUUUAAAAUAACACAGCGAAGAGACUCUGAGAGUAACAAGUAACCAUGUUACAAAUAUUGUGGUGAUGGGACCAUUCUAAUGACUGGGGAGUGGUGAGCAGAAGAAAAUGAAGGGAAGUCACCAUAGCACUUAAGAUAGUCAUCUAAAACAUGUUUAAAUAAAUGAAAAUGUAAAGUGAG
Molecule: messenger RNA, 1007 nt
Organism: Callorhinchus milii (elephant shark)
Lineage: Eukaryota; Metazoa; Chordata; Chondrichthyes; Chimaeriformes; Callorhinchidae
Product: G-protein coupled receptor 55-like
Exons: 1
Biological process (GO): phospholipase C-activating G protein-coupled receptor signaling pathway; positive regulation of Rho protein signal transduction
Cellular component (GO): membrane
Molecular function (GO): G protein-coupled receptor activity
Source: RefSeq, a predicted model, not a curated record